AUGUCGUCGUCUGUGUUCUACCGCUUCAAGAACAGCCGCGAGCCCGAACGCAUCACGUUCAACGGCACGGGCAUCAGCGUCUUUGAGCUCAAGCGGGAGAUCAUUAUCGCUUCCGGCCUCGGCGAUGGCAGCGACUUCAACCUCCUCAUGUACCCUGAGGACGACUUGAACAACGAAUACAAGGACGACACCAUCUUGAUCCCGCGAUCUGCAACCGUUGUCUGCCAGCGCAGGCCAGCACCACGCGGCCAGGGUCGCGCUGCUCGGUACAUCUCAGGCAAGGCGCCGGUCCGUGCUAUCACCAAGGACACGAGCAAGCCUGCCGCACCGCUUCCCUCGGGUACUGCUGCCGGUGGCGUACUGAGUGAGGCCGAUGCCGAAGCAGCCUUCUUAGCAGAGUCAGCACAGGUUUGGGAUGCGCAGAAGGAGUCGUUGUCACAUGUAAAGCCUACGUACAACAAGAAUAAAAAACCUGUGAAUGUUCCCAAUCACGACCCCCCUCCAGGUUAUGUUUGUCGCCGCUGCAACGUCAAGGGUCACUGGAUCCAAGCAUGUCCCACCAACGACGACCCCGACUUCAAGCCUGUCUUCCAAGCGAAGCGCACAACCGGUAUCCCGCGAUCAUUUCUCAAGACCGUUGAGAAGCCCGUCGACGAAGAAGCCGCCAAGGGCGUCAUGCUUAACGCCGAUGGCGAGUACGUGCAGGUCAUGACAGACACAAAGACAUGGGAGAAGUUCCAAGAGAAGGCCAACGCGUCAAAGGCACAGGCGGCCAGCGCAGAUGCAGCAAGCAAGGAGAUUCGAGAGCGGGGACUGGAGUGUCCGAUCGACAAGCGGAGGUUCGUUGAUCCGGUCAAAACACCCUGCUGUGGUAAGACAUACUGUCGCGAAUGCAUCGACAACGCACUCGCAGAUGGAGAUCUAGUUUGCCCGAAUUGUGGCAAGGAGGAGGUGCUCAUGGAUGAUCUUGUUUCAGAUGAGGAUAUGGUUUCAUCACUUCGUGCAUAUGACGCCGAGAAGGCGAAGGAGAAGGCAGAGAAGGACGAGAAGGCCAAGGCAGAGGCGCAAGCGGCUGUGCAAGCCACAUCAACAAAUGAAGCAAUUUCUACUGAAAAUGUCGAUAAUAAUGUUUCAUCCGCCAAAGCAACUGACACUGCUACACCUGGUGCGGGCUCCGAUUCUGAGGGGUCAACGACCUCGAAGAAGCGCAAAGACGCUCCUACCGACAUCAUGCCUCCUACCGCGCCAAAAGCAAUGCGCCAGGCUAAGGAACAGGCAAACCCGACUUCAGACCUCGAGGAGACCUUCAAGCAGCAAAUGGAGGCUCUCAAGAAUGGUCAAAUGCCUCCCAUGAUGCCCGGCAUGCCCAGCAUGCCCAUGAUGGGCGGUAUGGGUAUGCCCGGUAUGCCCUUCCCCAUGGGCCCGCAGAUGGGCUUCCAACCGGGUUUCAAUAUGCCCUUCAACCAGCAACAGCAGCAGUUUAACCCGCAAAUGGCCUAUGGCAUGCCCAUGAUGCCGAAUCAGAUGCAGCAGCCUGGCUUCCCACAAGGCCCGCAGGGUAUGCCGUUUCACCCAGGCAUGCACAAUGGCAUGCAGAAUGGGAGUGGCAUGCAACAAAACGAUGCGUAUGAGCGACAGCCGGUGAACAAUCGGAAUCGGAAUAAGAAGGCGAGGGCGCCUGACUACAGGUACCUUUGA
Molecule: messenger RNA, 1698 nt
Organism: Parastagonospora nodorum SN15
Lineage: Eukaryota; Fungi; Ascomycota; Dothideomycetes; Pleosporales; Phaeosphaeriaceae
Exons: 1
Coding region: 1-1698 (565 amino acids)
Biological process (GO): ubiquitin-dependent protein catabolic process; protein ubiquitination; mRNA processing
Cellular component (GO): nucleus
Molecular function (GO): zinc ion binding; nucleic acid binding; ubiquitin protein ligase activity
Source: RefSeq, a predicted model, not a curated record